This is a messenger RNA of Cylindrotheca closterium, 2097 nucleotides long. NCBI's taxonomy places the organism in Eukaryota, Bacillariophyta, Bacillariophyceae, Bacillariales, Bacillariaceae. The record is from the annotation of a GenBank genome assembly.
AUGCCAACAGCAGUCAACCGAAACCAAGCUUUAUUUUCUACUAAUAGUCUGCUUUCGCAAGACAGUUCGCAGCAAAGCGAGUCACCGUCUCAAAAUGAUCGAGAGACGACUCGGGGAUCGCAAAGCCAAGCUUCUGCACACCCGUCACAAUCGCAAACUACACCGGACAAAAUAUUGUUUCGGUUGGAAACCGAGCAUCCAAAAGUCUUGAUUGGAAUGCUCAUGAGCUUUGGUUCUUCUUCGUCUAGUUCGUCGUCUUCUUCUUCGGCAGCAUCACGAAGUCAACGAUCUCAAAAAGGAUCUGGUACUCAAGCGACUAUUACUCAGAGUAUGAUGCUCUUGAAUGCCAGUGGUGCGGCUGCCAAUGACAUGUCUGCAUCCAUUGGACAAAUGACCAUCUACACGACAGAGACUGGUUUACAGUUGCAUCAGUCUACCAAUCUAUCUUCACAGUCGAGUAUGGAAUUACCAAAAGAAUUAUUUUCGUACUACCAAACUUCGGCAACUCCCGCAACCUCUUCGGGUGGUGCCACUCAAACCAGCAGCACCUCCAGUCAAACCGCCGGCAAUUGCUGCUGUUGCAUUUCGUGGAAGCCACUCCGAAAUGCUUUGAUUCUAGCCAUGACGCAAAAUCCAAACAAGCUGUCCAUGACUUACAAUAUGAACGACGAGGUCUUGCAUGUGGAAACGGAAUGUGGUGGAACCAUAAUGCGUCGAUCCACCACCGCUUCCUAUUCCUUUUCAGGCCGUGCUGCUGCUCCCUCGUCAUCAUCAUCUUCGUCGUCCACUGGCGUUGUUUGCACUGCUGUCGUGAGUGGUUUAGUUCCACCGGAAGAACAACCCCAACUCUCCCAAGCAUUCUUGCAACAUCCCAUUGUUGCUCGGAUUCUAGUGCCGUCGACCAUUCUCAUGGAUGUCUUGGAAUUGGCAUUGGUGUCCCCAAUGGCUAUCCAGUUGCAAUGGAAGACGACCACGGUUCAGGCAGCUACUGAAUCCAAAAAGUCAGUGCUGCAAGUCUCUGCUGUGGGGCCUUGUAGUGAAUGUGCCGUCCAAUGGCAAAUUCCAAUUGAAUGGACGAAUCAAAACAACAUUGAGUUAUUGGACGACAAUGAUGAUACAGCCACUACCGACGACGGUAUUAGUACUCGGAUGUCUUCGUUGGAUGGCAGUCGUCGCAAGCGAAAAUCCCAUGAGAAUGCCAAACGGACUGUCCGCAAAGUCAAACAUUCGUACCCGUAUGAAGCUUGGGCCCAAGCCAUGAAGCCCUUGCUGGACAGUCAAGCUCACGAAACUUGCAUUUCCGUCAACGAACAGGGUAUUCUGGCCAUUCAGCAUCAAUUGUUGUGCCACGACAACAUUGCCGCCUUUUGUGAUGGCUUACUAGUCCCACUCAUUGUCGAAGAAGACGAGGAUGACGAUGAUGGAGACAGCGAUGCCAAUAGUGAAACCGACGAUGAUCGGACCGAUGCCUCGAGUAGAAUGACUCGCUCCAAUACGCACACCCAAGGCAGUUCCAGCAGUGCAGGUUCCUCGAGAGAUCAUCGUACCGCCGCCCAUUUUACUCCAAGUCAAUCCACGGUUGGCCAUGACGACAAUCAAGAUGAUGAUGACUCUGGCAAGAACUCGCAACAACCAAUCGAUUUGUCCCGACAAAGUGUUCCAGCCAACAAAAGUCAACGCAGUACCAAUGACGAUGACGAUGAUGGCAGUCGUCAUGAUGAGAGUGGUGGUGGUGGCAUUGAACCAUCCUUCUUUGGUGCCUUGCCUGUAGUCGAUGAUGACAAUAAUCAUGCGGUGGGUGCUGCCAAAAGACCAUCGAGCCGCUUCAGCAGUAUUGGUUCCAAUGCUUCUUCUUCUUCGAGACGUCGAGAAGAACGCAAGCGUCUUCGGGCGCAACAACGAUUGCCGGCUGGAUCGGAUGCGGAACCAUCGGCAUCUGUUUCUCAACAACUAUCCCCAGUCGUUCUUCCCUCCACCAGUAGCCCACCCGAUCAUCUGGAAGAUGACGAUCAUAUGGAACCAACUCAAACCCAAGAUGAGGAUGAUGAAGAGGAACGAUAUUGUUCGUCUCCGGAAGUAGUCUAUGGGAAAAUCUAA